AUGUCACUGGCCGAGUACGAGAGACAUUUCGACUCGCUGAAUUCCGAUUUGGCCAGCGGGUCUGUGCUCAGCGAGCGUUCGACGUCCGCCACGUUUAAUGGCGAAGAGGAGAAGUUGCAUUACAUUCCCAUUCGGAUCCUCGGGAGGGGGGCGUUUGGUGAAGCGACGCUGUACAGAAGAACCGAGGACAAUUCUCUGGUCGUGUGGAAGGAGGUGGACCUGAAUUCGCUUUCUGAACGUGAGCGCAAGGAUGUCAUGAAUGAAAUCAGCAUUCUGUCCAUCCUGGAGCACAACAACAUCAUUGCUUACUUCAAUCACUUUAUGGAUAAAAACACCCUUCUCAUCGAAUUGGAAUAUUGUAACGGGGGGAAUCUUUACGACAAAAUCGUCCAACAGAAGGGUAAACUUUUUAACGAGGAGGUGGUUAUUUGGUACCUUUACCAGAUUGCCUCAGCUGUGGCCCACAUUCAUAAGGCUGGCAUUUUACACAGGGAUAUUAAAACUCUCAACAUUUUCUUGACCAAAACUGACCUCAUCAAGCUCGGGGAUUAUGGUCUUGCAAAGAAGCUCGGCUCUGAGUUUUCCAUGGCAGAAACGUGUGUGGGAACUCCAUAUUAUAUGUCUCCUGAGCUGUGCCAGGGAGCAAAGUACAACUUCAAAUCUGACAUCUGGGCCAUGGGCUGUGUGCUUUUUGAAGUCUUAACUCUCACAAGAACAUUUGAUGCAACGAAUGCACUGAACUUGUGUGUAAAAAUAGUCCAGGGAAACUGGACUAUGGAUGUGAAUCGUGAUGUUUAUGGAGCUGGAUUGAUCAAGCUAGUCUACGAAUGUCUCGAUCAAGAUCCUGCAAAGAGACCAACUGCGGAGCAGAUUCUAGAACAGCCGGUCCUCUCCUGCUCCCGACAGGAGCUUGAAGAUCGAGUGGCUCUGCUGAAUUCUGCGAUGAAGAGACCAAAGCUUAACACCGUGACUGAAACCCCUGUUGCCGUAGUGACCACCCGCUCGAGGGAUGUGUAUUUCUGGGGCGGAGGCAAGUUCACGCCCCAGAAAAUGGACACCUUUAAAGGGGGCAGCAGUGCCCAACAUGUGUGUGCUGGAGAAAGUCACUUUGCAGUGGUGACGGUGGAAAAAGAACUCUACACUUGGGCAAAUGUUCAAGGCGGCGCCAAGAUGGUGGGCCAACUCGGGCACGGAGACCAAGCCUCCUACAGGCAGCCCAAAAGGGUUGAAAAGCUCCAAGGAAAGGCCAUCCGACAGGUUGGGUGCGGCACGGACUUCACCGUUUGCAUCACCGAUGAGGACCAAAUGUACACGUUUGGGUCAGACUAUUAUGGCUGCAUCGGCGUAGAAGGGGCGAUGGGAAUGCAAAUCCUGGAGCCGGUGCUCCUGGAGUUUUUCGAGGAGCGGCCGGUCCGUCAGGUUUCUUGUGGAGACAAUCACGUGGUAGUGCUCACCCACAGUGGAGACAUCUUUUCGUGGGGCUGUGGAGAGUAUGGGCGUUUGGGUUUAGAAUGUGAAGAUGAUUUUUCUUCCCCAAUGCAAGUGGAGCUCCCAAAAAGCGCCACAAUCUCAUCUGUAUCAUGUAGCAGUGAUGGAACCUUCUUCUUGACAGACACUGGCAAAGUCCUAGCAUGUGGAAACAAUGAAUUCAACAAAUUAGGUCUGAAUCAGGAAUUUUCUGGUCUCAAAAACCACCCUGGAGAGGGUUACCAGGGCAUCCCAUACACCACCACUCUGACUUUGGCAAAGCAGCUGUCACGCUUCAAGAUCCAGACUAUAGCUCCAGGGAGGAACCAUACAGCCGCCAUUGAUGCGCGUGGUCGCCUCCUCACUUUCGGAUGCAACAAGUAUGGGCAACUAGGCGUCAAAGACUUUAAAAAACACCAAGGCGUGCAAGUCCUGGUCGGACCGUUCGGGGGGAAGAUAGUCACCAAAGUUUCCUGCGGCGACGGCUUCACGAUCGCCGCCACGGAAGACAAUCAGAUCUUUGCUUGGGGAAACGUGGGAAACGGGCGACUCGGAAUGCCUGCCGAUAAGGGAUUUGGUUCGGAGGUUUGUCCGGCCAUGCCGAGGCCCAUUUUUGGAUCGCUCCACCAUGUGCCAGACCUUUCUUGUCGCGGCUGGCAUACGAUUAUCAUCAUGGAAAAAGUCCUCAACUCCAAGACCAUUCGCUCCAACAGCAGCGGAUUGUCCAUUGGGAUUAGCCAGGACAGUUCUAUAGCCACAGUGGAUCUGGAAAUGGAGCCAGAUUCAGAGACGGAGUGUCGAGACAGGGGCCUUGGUGGUACAGCGGAGGUAGAUCUUGACGCUUGCAACUUAGAGACACCCAUGAUGUCGAUGGCAAACCAGACCGGGAACAGUUCAUGUCCUCUCUGGCUUAGAAAGGAGCUGGAGGAUGCUGAAUUUAUCCCAAUGCCAGAUGAGUCUGAGCUUCCUCCUGAUCAACUACAGUCUUUUUCCGAAAGCACCACUCUCCCAUAUAACGAGCUAAAGGAGCUUAAGGCUGUUGCGGCAGCUGUCAGCAAUCAGGCUACGCGUAUGAGUGAUGACAAACUCAACGGCCCAGGGGAGGAUGGCGUCUUUAGCCAAGUGGACUCUAUCACGUGCUGUCGAGCGAGUAGCCAAGUGGCGGAGUUGCGAGAGAUGGUUACUCAGCAAGAGAUGAGAAUCCAGAUGCUUGAGAAGCAGGUCAGUGAUCAGCGAAAAGAAAACGAGAGAUUGUUGGCAGCAUUCAACCGGUUGUCACUACUGGAAGCCAGAUGUGACAGUAACGGCAACCACUGCGACGGUCACGUGACGGAUAACGGAGCAGCAGGACGAGCGUCCGGAUUGGCGUCGCGCGGGGGCCGACCUGCGGGUUCCAGCUUGUGA
Messenger RNA from Nerophis lumbriciformis (worm pipefish), 2871 nucleotides. The record is from RefSeq and is a predicted model, not a curated record. Lineage: Eukaryota; Metazoa; Chordata; Actinopteri; Syngnathiformes; Syngnathidae.